This is a messenger RNA of Drosophila rhopaloa, 1064 nucleotides long. RefSeq names its product chymotrypsin-1. Bases 71 to 889 code for a protein of 272 amino acids. The record is from RefSeq and is a predicted model, not a curated record. Gene Ontology annotation, biological process: proteolysis. The transcript has a single exon. Gene Ontology annotation, molecular function: serine-type endopeptidase activity. NCBI's taxonomy places the organism in Eukaryota, Metazoa, Arthropoda, Insecta, Diptera, Drosophilidae.
UUGAAGACAACGCAACACUGAAAAAAAUAUUUUUUAAUUUAAUUUAAAAAAAAAGGAUACCUAUACCAACAUGAAGUGGCUAGUACUGAUUAGUGUUUUGGUGAUCCUGUCGCAGUGUUCGGCGAAAAACAUUAAAAUCCAGCGUCGUCCACAGUUAAAUCACCACUUGGGCCAAGUUAAGCCCGAGACCCGAGUGGUCGGAGGCACCGACUCCCCCACUGGAUUUGCUCCAUACCAGGUGUCCAUCAUGAACACAUUUGGUGAGCACGUUUGCGGUGGCAGUAUCAUUGCUCCAGAGUGGAUCCUCACUGCCGCCCAUUGCCUGGAGUGGCCCACCCAGUAUCUGAAGAUUGUCACCGGCACCCGGGACUACACGAAACCCGGAGCAGAGUAUCUGGUAGAUGGAUCUAAGAUCCACUGCGGCCAUGACAAGCCGGCUUAUCACAAUGAUAUUGCAUUGAUCCACACGGCCAAGCCGAUAGUUUACGACGCACUGACUCAACCCAUUCAACUGGCCAAGAAGGGUAGUCUGCCCAAGGUGGGGGAUAAGCUGACUCUGACUGGAUGGGGCAGCACCAAGACCUGGGGAAGGUAUUCCACGCAGCUGCAGAAGAUCGAACUGAACUACAUCGAGCACGACAAUUGUGAGAAAAGUGUGCGAAAUGCCAACUGGUUGGGCGAAGGACAUGUGUGCACUUUCACCCAGGAGGGCGAGGGAUCCUGUCACGGCGAUUCCGGUGGUCCUUUGGUGGAUGCCAACCAAACCCUUGUCGGCGUGGUCAACUGGGGCGAAGCCUGUGCCAUUGGCUAUCCGGAUGUCUUCGGUUCGGUGGCCUACUACCACGACUGGAUCGAGCAGAUGAUGACCGAUGCGGGAACCGCCUGUUAACGGUCUAAAAGUCACCCGAGGGGUGCAAAUGCCAAAAGCGAACAAAAAUAGCAACUGCCAUUUUAUGACACUUGCGAAAUGAUCAAAUUAGCCCCUAAAUUUUAUCACUCAUAUCAUAGCCCAUAAAUUAUUUAUGAACAAAUAAAUGAGCAAUUGCGCUUCACUUUUAACUUAA